Molecule: messenger RNA, 2898 nt
Organism: Octopus bimaculoides (California two-spot octopus)
Lineage: Eukaryota; Metazoa; Mollusca; Cephalopoda; Octopoda; Octopodidae
Product: methyltransferase-like protein 25B
Source: RefSeq, a predicted model, not a curated record
GCAAGCCAGCACGCUCGCAACGUUACCACGGGCGAUUGCGAGGCUAAGGAGUUGGGAAAGCCAAACAUCCUCACGAGCCUCACCUGACACAUCGGUGAGGCGGGCUGCCAACGUUGACAGGAACUUCGCGGUUAGUGGCCCAGUCCCUCCGAACGUCUCAAACGCCACAGGUUGGAAAGGAUAGUUCACUGUCAGGACGGGUUUCUCUUCCGUUCAGCUACGAAAGCAGUGAUCUUCUCAUUAACUGCGACAUCCAGGAAUACUUUAUGAUAAAGAAUGAGCAACCACAUUGCAGACACUUUGCAACGCCAUGAACACAUUGUUAGAGAAGACCACUUGACACAACUCAUCAACUUCAUUUCCAAACACCAAUGGAUUUAUGACUUCCAGUUUACAAAAUUCUUUGUGGAAGAAGUUUGGAAGAAGGCACCUGCAGGAUGGCUGGAUUAUUUAAUAACAUUGUCAACAGAACAACUUAAACAGCUAACAGAAGGAACAAUAACGAGUAACUGUCCAGAUAGCCUGAAAGAAUACAUUGAGACAUGCAUAGAAUUGUCUACACACCGGAAACGGUUGGACAAUUUUGAUCCUCCACCACUUAAUUCAUUUUUCACUGAAGGCCUGACUAUGAAGAAAAAACAUGAAAUAACUGCCAUGUCAAGUCUUGUCCAUAAUCUAGCCUCUCGUGCAAACAUCCAUACUUUGGUUGAUGUUGGUUCUGGUCUGGGUUACAUAGAUCAUGCAUUAUCUUCUACGCAUGGCUAUGAUAUUUUGGGCAUUGAAUGCCAGGAAAUUUUUGCUCACAAAUCUGAAAUGCGUGCUGCUCAAUUCGAAAUUGAACAGCUUCCAACUUGUAAAUUUUCCACUUGCAUCCUUCAAUUGAAGCAGUCAAAAGAAUGCCUGCAACAGUUUCAAGAAGCCCUCAGUAAUCAUCAGCAACAGCAUAAAAGACCUUCUACCACAGCGCCACCCUCCGCAGAAGAACCUGUAAUGUUGAUGGGGUUACAUUGUUGUGGUGAUUUGACACCAACAGUCUUGAACAUCUUCCUGCAGCUAAACCAAGCUCAUAUAUUGUCUUGUAUCAGUUGUUGCUACCACAAAAUGGAUUAUAACGUCAAUGAACAUCAAUUUACUAAUUUCCCCAUGAGUGCCAAGGCCAAGAGAGCUUUUAGCUUCCAACAAGGGAUCAAUGGGUUCUCUCAUCUGAAUGUCUAUGCCCUGAGAUUGGCAGCUCAGCAGACAAAAAGUCAGUGGAUGAACCAAACAGAAGCUCAGUAUGACUACUGUAAAAAGAACGUGACAUUGCGAGGGUUGCUUGAAAUCUUGUUUCUCAAAGAGGGCAUUGCUCAGUCAAAACAAGUGUGUCGUGUGAAAAAGAAGAUCAAUUAUUCAACAGCUGAGGCUUACAUUAAUGCUGUACUUUCAAAUAUUCAAGAUAUUGCAGAAGAUCGUGCACAUUACCUUAGCAAGGAGUUUCUUCAGUUAUUCGCAGACAACCAAACUAAUUUCCAGUUUAUAGAACCAAUAACAUGUUUGCAAGUUUUGUUACAACCCAUUCUGGAAACCUUGAUUCACUAUGACCGUCUGGCCUUUCUCCAAGAAAGUGGAUGUCGAGCAUAUCUGAUACCAUUGUUUAAUGAACAGAUUUCUCCACGGAAUAUCAUAAUUGUUGCAGAGAAGAAAUGAAAAUACACAUUUCAGUUUUUUUAUAGAUCACUGUCACUAAUACCAUUUUGGUCUUAUGGAACUAACAAGUCAGUUUGAAAAUCGCCAACUGACCAAAUUGAUUGGAUGUGAGGCUGUCUUCUGAAGCAUCCAUUGUUUGUUCCUAUCUUUGGUACCACAAUGUGUUCUUCAGUGUCCUUUAAUAUUCAGUGGCUUAGUCCAUCACUAUCAAAACCUGUUGCCUAAGAAGACUGAGGUAUGCAUACAACUAGAGAUAAUAUCUCUCUUCUUCACCUUCCAUCUUUACCAGUCAUCAGCUCCAAGACCCUAACCGAUCCACCAUGGCAACAGACAUUGGCCAUCUCAUCUCACCAUGAAGUGUUUUGAUUGACAGAUGACUGCCAACACUUAUUUCCUCUCAGGGUACAGAUGAACUUUGACUUCUCUGUGAGAGGGUUUUCCAUCGUUUGACAGGUUUUUAAUUUUAAUUCUACUGGUUGUCCACACACUCUGCCCCCUAAAGUGGACAUAAGGGUGUGUGUAUCCUGAAGGUCUCCUCCACUUUAACUAACCUUGGACUUCUGCACCUGGAAAGUUCCUAAGGCACAAGUCUGCACAAGGCUUAUUUGGCAGUUACCUUUGCAUGCAUGUCCUUAUAUCUACACCAUUGAUAAGGUCCAAAAGAAAAGCUAAGCAUCAGUGUCAUUGAAGAUGUUGCUGUCAGAUUGCGAAGAGCUGGGACUGAUACUGCAAAUCAUCUUGUCUGGUUCCGUCCUGAACUUACUAUUUUUCGUCAACCUCACUAAGAUGGAAAAUAAAGUUGACCUCAACAAAAUUCAAACUAAGAACACAGAAUGUUGGAACAAUUUACAGCAUUCUGUAAUGUGUGUGUCUGUGUGUGCGUGUGUGCGCAUACAUGCAUACACAUAUAAAUGCAUGUAUACAUAUGCAUAUACUGUAUAACUAUUAUGUGUUUCGAUAACUUACAGUACUGAUUCUAAUUUUCCAUCCAUCCAUCUAUCCAUCCAUUUCCUCUGCCCGCCAUUCCUGGGAGGGUUGUGGAGUUAGAGUCCUCGGACACCUCCUCCAUAGGGUCCAGUCAGAAGCAACCAUUAUUAGACUUUCUGGUUGGAUUCCCAGUAGUGACCAACUGAGAUUAUCAAUGUUAUCCAACUAUCUCCAUUUUGAUCUACCACCAUACAAUUGUAUUUAAUAAAUUAUGUUUAAAACAGA